AUGUCAUUGAUCUUGUAAAACCAAAAAAAAAAAAAUGAAGAGAAAAAAGAAUUGAUUACUAAAUCAAUUAGAAAGCAAAAACGAAAAAAUCAGUACACGGUUGAAUUCCCAUUCGGAAGCAAAAUCGACUUAUCUAUUCUAAAAUCGAUAUCAAAGAUUUCGCAAAUUUUACCACCUUCAAUUCCAUCUAACAUAGUCUUUCGACUGGAUUCUAAUAUUUAAAUGCCUUAAUCAUUUAAUUAAGAUCAUCAACUUGGAUGUUUAUCAAUUGAUCCUCAUUCAUUUAAUUAUAAGGUUAUGAGGUAUGAUAAGUGUUAAAAUUUCCACAUCUUUCAUUUUGAACCCAUUGAAAGGUCAUACACCCCUGCGUCUGUUAUCAAAGAUUUAUUUGAUCAAUAAAACACUCGGCUUGGGUAAGCUUUUGAUAACUUGCAUUAAACUAAAUUAAAUACAGAAAAUUUUAAGGUGGUAUCAGAAUAAGUAAUAGAUGAGUUUGAAAAAAACAUCUCCUCUGCAUAUUCACUUUACAUUUCAAAAUACAAAAAUGGAACUAUCACUACAGAAACAAGGGCUAUUAAUGAUCAAUAUUUAAAAAUGAUAGGAAUAAAUGAAACAAUGAUUUAUGAUUAUAUUACUUCAACGGGUUGCUUACCAUGGCCAUAUCAAUAAACUUAAGAUUAUCAAUGGGAUUAGAAUUUGCUGGUAUUAUUUUCCUGCAACCAAAAAUAAAUACCUAUAUAGGGACAAGCCGUCAACUAUAAUGGAAACUUGUUUCCGGUAUUUUUGAAUCAAUAAAAUUAUUAUUUGUAUAAUGAAUAGGACCAAUCUUAUACUUAAUUCUAAUAUUACAUUUACGAAUAUAAUGAAAGAUGGUCAAAUGAAAAUCAAAUUCGUCAAAAUUAUUUGAACUAUUUUAACAAAAGACUCGAUAUCAUGGAAAAAAUGGAUCAAAAUAUUAUUAAGAGAUGUAAAUAUAAAAAUGUAUGA
Molecule: messenger RNA, 987 nt
Organism: Paramecium octaurelia
Lineage: Eukaryota; Ciliophora; Oligohymenophorea; Peniculida; Parameciidae
Source: the annotation of a GenBank genome assembly